GCGCGCGUGGGGCCCGGGCGUUACGGCCGUUAAAACCGUUAGGGCCGUUGGGGACUGGCAAAAGCGCCUCCGAGCCGGGAGGGGAGACGGUCCGGAGGGAGGCCGGGCCCGGUGGAGGGGCCGGGGGUGUCUGCUGCCCCCCAUGUCUGUCCCGCGUGUUUUUAGCCAGGGUGGUUUUGUGCCUUCGCAGUUUAGGAGGAGGUAGAGGAUGAGUUUCCGUGGGAGAGGAGGUGGAGGAGGAAGAGGUGGUGGAGGAGGAGGAAGAGGAGGCGGCUUUAAUCGUGGAGGAGGCGGUGGCGACAGAGGUGGCUUUAAUCGUGGUGGACGAGGGGGCUUUGGACGGGGAGGCGGCCGAGGAGGCUUCAACAGAGGUGGAUACGACCAGGGGCCUCCAGAAACGGUAGUUUUAUUAGGAGAGUUCAUGCAUCCGUGUGAAGAUGAACUCAUUUGUAAGUGUAAAACAGAAGAAAAUAGGGUGCCUUAUUUCAACGCACCCGUGUACCUGGAUAAUAAGGAACAGAUUGGCAAAGUGGAUGAAAUCUUUGGACAGCUACAAGAUUUUUAUUUUUCAGUGAAAUUGUCUGAGAACAUGAAAGCUUCUUCAUUUAAAAAAAUGCAAAAGUUUUACAUUGAUCCAGCAAAGCUGCUCCCGCUUCAGAGGUUUUUGCCAAGGCCUCCUGGAGAAAAAGGUGCUCCCCGAGGAGGUGGUAGAGGAGGACGUGGUGGUGGACGUGGAGGAGGAAGAGGUGGCGGCAGAGGAGGAAGAGGUGGAGGAAGAGGAGGAGGAUUCAGAGGAGGUGGAGGAAGAGGAGGAGGAUUCAGAGGAGGAAGAGGUGGUGGAGGAGGCUUUCGGGGGAGAGGAUAUUAAGAACGGAACAACGAUUAUCUUCCUGCUGUCUUACCGUAUCAUCUACAGAGGUGAAGAGCAAGAAAAAAAAUCCUAAAGGAUCCUGAAAAUUUCUUGUUAUAAAGAACUUGAAGCUAUGAAAUGACCAUUAUUGUUAAGUUAAUGACUAUUUUUCAACACGGGAAGAACUGAAGCUUGCUUCGAAUAUACUUCAACAUUUUAAACUAAGCCAAGAUUCAAUGUUAUUCUUAAACUUUGCUUCUGACAAAUGACUUAGCCAAUGCUUGACUUCGUGUUGGAGUCUGGAGUAAACGAUCAUUUGAAAUGUGUUUUAGAAAAAGAAACAGCAGGUUCACUACAUGCACAUUUGUCAGUAUGAACCUGUUACCAUGUGUGACUGAUCCCUUGUUCUCAUCCCCUUUUUACGUGGAGUCUUGGUUGCUCUAAAAUGGACAUGCCUUUUAAAUAACCAUAGUGAACUAUUUUUUACCAACUUAAAAACUUUGUUUACAGAUUUUUUAAUGCGUAAUAACAUAUAUGAGAGAAGGAAGAUGGCAAAGAGUAUUUUAUGGGUUUUUAUGUAUGGAUCUCAAUGAAAGCCAAAGGCAUUAAGACCUGUUCUUCUCAGAAGAUACUGUCUAAUGAACAAAACAAGGUUAAUUCUAUUCUUAAGUCACCUAAUUGUAUCAAAUUACACCAAUACUAAACUUGCUAAGGGUUUUUAACUGUCCUCACCUUCUUAGCCUGUUUCUCUUGAGGUUUUGAUGUUCUGGUGCUCUGAGCUCACGGAGGGCUGAUAUUAAAUAGCCCAUUGCAGGGCUCCUCUCCAUGCAGUGCUUUCAGUUAAGCAGAGCUUUAAAAAGUCUUGAAAAAGGCAGCACGAGCCUUCAGUACAGAUUCGGUCUUUUUAAUCAGAUGCAUUGUGGGGGGGUAUUGAAAAGCUAGUAACUGUCUCUUCUUAGAGCAUGGAGAAGCACCCUGUGUUUCUCCAUCCUUAACUUUGGAAAUGGAAUAUGAAUAGGGAAGUAGAAUCUUCCUCCCUGGAUUUCAUCUGGGGUGGGGAGUGUUGGCAGACCCUUAUACCAAGCGUUUUUGAAAAGACGUAUAAUAAGACAUACAAUAAUCUACGUGAAAAAUACGUUGAGCAUGUGGAAAGGAGUACAUUUUGAAAUUGAUCAUACCGUUAUACUUCCUAAUAAUGAACACAGUUGCAGGAAAAUGAGUUCUAGUAGCCUUCUGCUUAACAGAAACAAAGGAUAAUAUCUGUUCAAAGGAGGAUAUCAAAGGAGGAUAUCUGUUAUCUGUAGGAUAACAGAUAAAAAUGCUUUUUGGUAAAAGCAAGAAUAUAUUGAAACGUCUGCUAGGUCUGCUUUCGUAAGAAGAAUUGAAGUCUACUACUCAACCACAGCACAAUUGGGAAGUAAUAGCAACAAAAUAGUCGGUAUCCCUUACUACAGACUUAAAUUUAAUUGGGUCAAUUAAAUACAGACUUCUAAAGGCAUUUAGACUUCCGUUACUAUGCGUUGCCAGGCCUAAUCAACUUAGGGCUCUGACUUGAGGCAUGGUAGAAUUAGAAUUGCCCUUUAUCCAGACAAAAUCUUGUAGCAAUUUUAAGCUCUCUCUGGGAUAUGACAUUGCAACUAAGCAAUACUGAUCUGCAUUGCAGCUGGAAUUGUCAUAACUGUCACAGCUGUGAUUGCAUCCUCUGCUGUGCUCUGUUCCUUCACUGAAGCUUCAGUGCCUAGUUGUGGGUAGCUGCCAUAGCUCUUUCCUUAUUUUUCUGGAUUUGGAAGACUGGGGUAAUGCAGUCCUCUCUCUUGUACCCAAAUCUGUGCUUUGUAGUGCUGUUCUCGCUGCCUGCUCUCAGCCGACUGCUGCUGUCACCUUUCAGUUGCAGUGAUGUGGCAGCUGGUGAGGUGCCGGUACUGCAGCAUAGGACACGAAGCAUAUGCUUUGAAUCUCACAGCAGGUGGAGCAGUGAGUCGUGCUCAAGUCUGAAGCCGUGUUGCAAGGCAAAAGAAGACUUUCAUGUCAGAGGGUAAAGAACAAUGUUAGCCGUUGUAGUUCUAGAGGAAAGAUCUGGCUCUGAUUACAGGGAAGUGGAUUACCUGCCUUACACCUGUAGGCAAAGUUGGAUGGGAUAAACACACAUAUCCAGAGAGAAUUCAUAAUCUUAAAUCUUUGAGGAGGUUUUAGGACAUUCAAAUGCUGACAGAAUCAUAUUGUUAGCAAUCGGGCGUGAAAUGAGCUGCAGUAUGAGGAAGCAGUGUCUGGAUUCAUAUGUUGACUUCUGCUGUGUGGUGGUACCUGUCUUUUUUACAAGGUGCUGGGUAAGAAUGUAUUUAGUUGUGGUAGGGCCCAUCCAAUCCCAAGUCUGCCUUGCCACCUCUGUGCUAUGGCACCUGAUCCCACCUAACCUGAGCACUUGCUAAUUGUAAUAGAAAAAAAAGAAAUAUUACUGUCUUAAAAAAUGUCACUUCUUGUCUGCAAUGUGAUGCUGAAAUGAAAUAAAAUACAGGGUCCAUGAUUUUAUAUGCCA
Cygnus atratus (black swan) is the source of this 3386-nucleotide messenger RNA. RefSeq names its product GAR1 ribonucleoprotein (gene GAR1). Gene Ontology annotation, biological process: snoRNA guided rRNA pseudouridine synthesis; ribosome biogenesis. Gene Ontology annotation, cellular component: box H/ACA snoRNP complex. NCBI's taxonomy places the organism in Eukaryota, Metazoa, Chordata, Aves, Anseriformes, Anatidae. The transcript is spliced from 7 exons. Bases 209 to 868 code for a protein of 219 amino acids. Gene Ontology annotation, molecular function: box H/ACA snoRNA binding. The record is from RefSeq and is a predicted model, not a curated record.